UCGAUAGAUUCACUUCAACCCAUACAUUGCCGACAUUAGGGGAGAGAGAUGUUGGUUAUCGCGUUAAGAUACUCGCAAUGAGUUGCCUGUUUAUUGGUCUGAAGAUGAGUGAUGAUUCCAUCGACAAGAUAAUAAAUCUGAAACAGGAACCUUAUAUGGAGAUUGAUGAAAAAGAUGUUGAGACUGUUGAGAGUCUGAUUCUCGAUAGAAUUGGUCCGCUGGAGGAUUGCGUAAGUGCUGUAAAUGCUCUAUUCUAUGUGCCGAGCUUCAGUUCUAUAGCAGAUGAACGAGGACCGAAGUUCAAGUCGGAUGUUACUCAGCGGAUAUAUCAAUCGCACGAAGACAUAAAAUGUCUACAAUUCAGGCCUUCAUCGGUAGCAGCAUCAGCUGUUCUUAUGACCGUUAAAGCAAUCGACGCUGCAAAGUGUUCUGAAUGUAUGGAAAGGUUUACAAUCAAAGAUCUCCAACUGAAUAGGGAAGAAUUAGAAGCCUGUUACGAUAAGAUGAGUGACUAUUUCAAUCCUGAAAUUGAUACACUGUCUCCGGGACAGGGCGUGGGAGAAAUACAACCCGUCGAUUUUGAUUUGGAUGAAACUCAUUUUCCUCGUGAAUGAAAAGGGUUGUCAGAUUGUCAUCAGAACUUCAAAAACUGCUGUUUACUAUUAGAUGAAUUUUCAUAAACAUCAUUGGAUUGGAAAAACUAUCUUUUUGAGUUACAUGCUUAUAGGAGAUUACUUUUUGUGCAUAAUUACAGCAUUUAGUUUAGUUUAGUUUAGUUAGAUCGAAUGUGAUUUGAUCUGCAACAACAUUGAAACAGAGAAUCUUGAUUUUACAUAAAAUUGCCUUACUGCUA
This is a messenger RNA of Mercurialis annua (annual mercury), 853 nucleotides long. RefSeq lists its product as uncharacterized. The transcript has 5 exons. NCBI's taxonomy places the organism in Eukaryota, Viridiplantae, Streptophyta, Magnoliopsida, Malpighiales, Euphorbiaceae. The record is from RefSeq and is a predicted model, not a curated record. The coding region runs from base 78 to 614 and encodes 178 amino acids.